Necator americanus (New World hookworm) is the source of this 4578-nucleotide messenger RNA. RefSeq lists its product as uncharacterized. The transcript has 35 exons. Gene Ontology annotation, cellular component: membrane. Gene Ontology annotation, biological process: transmembrane transport. The coding region runs from base 1 to 4578 and encodes 1525 amino acids. Lineage: Eukaryota; Metazoa; Nematoda; Chromadorea; Rhabditida; Ancylostomatidae. Gene Ontology annotation, molecular function: ATP hydrolysis activity; ATP binding; ABC-type transporter activity. The record is from RefSeq and is a predicted model, not a curated record.
AUGCCGUUCACGUCACUUCGGAGCAUCUUUUGUGAGCGAAGUUCUGUGCAGACAUUCAGCGGAGAGUGGAGGAAUACCAGUUUACACUCGAUCCCUCAUGUAACAGAAUGUGCACAACAUGUUGAUUUCUCGUGGUUACCGGCGAUAUUUCUGAUAAUUUUCUGUCCGCUCACGUUAUAUGAUCUCUACCAUAGCGAACAUGCUAAAGCUAGCUGUCACUCACCAGUUACCUACAGAAUAUUGAUUUGUGUCGUUCUUGUCAUUGAUCUCUCUUGUUCACUUUUCCACAAUGCGUACAGUUAUUUAAUAUUGGAUAGGAAGGAUACACUACACUAUUUAAUAGGUGAUUGUGCCCAAUAUAUAGGUCUGUGCUUAGCUCUGACCCUGUUGAUUGCAUGCAGAAACCGUGGCAUUGUCACUUCCGGAGUAUUGUUCAACUACUGGUUACUAACGGUCAUAUGCGGCCUUCCAGAGCUUCGAUUUUUAAUAGAACAUCAUUAUUCUGCAGAAACACAAGAUUCACCCCAUUUUUUUUUUUAUAUGGUUUACUAUGUCUUGAUAUGCUUAGAGCUGAUAUUAUCUUGUUUUGCCGACACCCCUUCAGGAGCCUUCUCAGGAAAACACGUCUGCCCUGAGCUGUCAGCAUCGUUCCUGAAUCAGAUAACAUUCACUUGGUUUACUGGAUUAGCCGUGAAAGGUUACAAAAAACCCCUCGAACGAGAUGAUCUCUGGGAUCUGGAUGAACGUGACUGUGCCAAGAACCUUAUCCCACAAUUCUACAAAUAUUUUACACCUGAGUUACAGAAACAUCAAGAUGUGCUCAAGCAGAGACAAAGCUCUGAGGAUUCGUCAACACAUCAGCCAUCUGUUCUUAUGCCACUAUUUAAAACCUACAAAUUGUCGUUUAUUUCUGGUGCUCUCCUAAAAUUGAUUUUUGAUUUGCUACAUUUCGUCGCUCCUGUUUUGCUCAGGCUUCUGAUAAACUUUAUUCAGGAUCGUAAUCAGCCGAUGUGGCUUGGAAUUGCUAUUGCUAGCUUUAUGUUUGUUGUUGCUGUAUUUCAAUCCAUGAUUCUUCACCAAUACUUCCAUCUGAUGUUCCGAUUGGGUAUGAACAUUCGUUCUGUUCUAACCAGUGCAGUAUACUCCAAGGCGAUGUAUUUGUCCAACAACGCACGAAAGAAUCGUACAACAGGAGAAAUAGUCAAUCUUAUGUCAGUGGAUAUUCAAAGGCUUCAGGACAUGACGACAUUUGUAAUGUUAUUUUGGUCAGCUCCUCUUCAGAUCCUUCUAUCCGUGAUAUUUUUGUGGAGAAUAUUAGGCGUGGCUGUUAUUGCUGGUUUGGCUAUACUAGUGACGAUGGUACCUCUUAAUUCGUAUAUUUCUGUCAAAAUGCGGGAAUGUCAUAUCAAACAAAUGAAACAAAAAGACGAACGGAUGAAGCUGAUGUCAGAAGUUUUAAACGGGAUCAAAGUGCUCAAACUGUAUUCUUGGGAGAAAAGCAUGGAAAACACUGUUCUGAACAUUCGACAAAGAGAGAUCAAUGUACUAAAGAAAUUGGCGUUCCUUAAUGCUGCUACCACUCUUUCAUGGGCUUGUGCACCAUUUUUGGUUGCCGUCCUUUCUUUUGCGGUUUUUGUUACAAUCGAUCCGAUUAACAAUGUUCUAACACCACAAGUAACGUUCGUAGCUUUAGCUCUUUUCAACAUUCUUCGAUUCCCUCUUGCAAUUUUUGCUAUGAUAUUCAGUCAGGCUGUUCAAUGUCGCGUCAGUAACAAACGCCUCUCUGCUUUCUUUGCUGAAGAAGAAAUGGACAGCAGCGCUAUAGGCAGUAAAUGGAGUGAGGAAGCCGUCAGGAUCGACGGUGGCGCUUUUACUUGGGAUAGCGGCGGAAGUGACGAAACCCUGAAGAACAUCAACGUGUCAGUGAAACGAGGACAACUUGUUGCCAUAGUUGGCAAAGUAGGCUCAGGAAAGAGCAGUCUACUCCAAGCGAUUUUAGGUGAAAUGAACAAAGUCAGCGGCAGGGUGAAUGUGAGCGGUUCCAUAGCGUAUGUACCUCAACAAGCAUGGAUACAAAAUCUCACUCUUCGAGAUAAUAUUUUAUUCAAUCGCUCUUAUGACCGCAUGCUCUAUGAGAAAGUGAUAGAUGCUUGUGCAAUUAGACAAGAUUUAGCAAGUCUACCUGCGGAAGACCUCACCGAGAUAGGAGAGAAGGGAAUAAAUCUAUCCGGUGGACAAAAACAGCGUGUUUCCCUAGCCAGAGCAGUAUAUUCGCAUGCUGAAAUUGUGCUUCUGGAUGAUCCAUUAAGUGCUGUUGAUUCGCACGUUGGCAAACACAUCUUUGAGAACGUUAUAUCUUCUACCACUGGCAUGCUGUCCAACACAACGCGGAUCCUUGUGACCCAUGGGUUAAACUAUCUGAAAUACUGUGAUAAGGUGGUGGUUAUGAAAGACGGCGAAAUAAAUGAAAUGGGGACUUACCAUGAACUGAUCGCUAAACAGGGGGCCUUCAGCGAGUUCCUCGAAGAAUUCUUAGUCGAGGAAACAAAGAAACGCGGUCGCAGUGUUAGCUUCGGUGAAAGUGCAGAAGACGUCUCGGAAAUACUCCAAGAAGUGGAAGAAAUAAGUCCUGCACAGAGGAAGCGUAUCGACGCGCAUAUGAGCCAGGAAAUCAUCAUCGACAAGACUCUACCAGCUGAUUUGCCAUCUGCUGCGAGAAAUGGUAACGCCAUUAUCGGAACAAACUCAAAAGAAGAGUGUACUUUCACUGACGCAAAAGUCGAAGAAAAAGUGGCACUUCUUGGAGCAGAGAAGAAACAACUACAGAAGAGUAAAUUAGUAGAGAAAGAAGGAGUGGAGACUGGAAAAGUAAGAUGGUCAGUGUAUUUGGCGUACAUUCAUGCGAUCGGUCUCACAGUUGCACUUUUAUUCAUUUUCGUCUACAUUUUAAGUAGUAUACUUGGGGUUGCAAGUAAUUUAUGGCUUGCCAAAUGGUCCGACGAUGCGGAACUGAUUCAGCAAAAGAGCAAUGGCAGCAGUUACGAAACGAAUAUCCGUUUGGCAAUUUACGCUUCUUUGGGUGUGGGUCAAGCACUGUUCGUAUGUGCAGCCUCCAUAAUUAUGGCUCUAGGAAUGGUUGGAGCGUCUAGAAUUUUACAUGAAGGGAUUCUGAGGAACAUUCUUCACUCUCCCAUGCUCUUUUUCGACACAACUCCUAUCGGGCGGAUACUUAAUCGUUUCGGGAAGGAUGUGGAUACCGUGGACAUGGAGCUGCCAGAAGCCGUCGGCGAGCUCACGCUGACCGGCACUGACAUUGCAGUUACGGUUUUCUUGCUCAUCUUCACCACUCCCUGGGUGUUCGGUCCUCUGGUCGUCAUAUUCACCUUCAACGCAACAGUACUGGAUGUGGAGGCAAUCGAUACAACUUUGCCGGGAUCGAUUCGCUCGAUGAUCAUGACAGCGUUCAACGUCGUCGCGACGAUUCUCGUCGUAGUAAUCGCCACUCCAGUGACCGCCAUUCCAUUUGCAUUUCUCGCUGUUCUCUACAUCGUGGUCCUGGACGUGGAAAUGCUGGAUGCUCGACUGCCGUCCGCGGUUAUGACGUUCGUCGGUUCCCUCCUACAGGCGUUAAUGAUCCUGUGGAUGCCGAUCUACGCAACGCCUGCAAUCGUUUUGCUACUUACUCCAACCUUCGUCUUCUAUUACUUUAUUCUGAGAUUUUACGUGAGCACAUCACGUCAAUUGAAACGCCUCGAAUCAGCUUCACGAUCACCGAUAUAUUCUCAUUUUCAAGAGUCCAUCCAAGGCGCCGCUUCCAUUCGUGCAUACAGACUAGUUCCUGAGUUUGUCACAGAGUCGGAGCGGAAGGUCGAUGAGAAUCUUGCAGUGUAUUAUCCCAGCAUAGUUGCCAAUAGGUGGCUUGCAGUUCGUUUGGAACUGGUUGGCAACCUUAUUGUAAUGUUUGCCGCUCUUUUUGCUGUACUUUUCCGGGAUUCUCCAGGAAUCUCCGCUGGCCUUGUUGGUCUCUCCGUGUCAUACGCACUGAACAUAACGCAAACCUUGAACUGGGCUGUACGAAUGACAAGUGAACUAGAAACCAAUAUAGUGGCUGUUGAGCGCAUAAAAGAAUACACAGACCUUACCAUUGAAGGAGCGCAUUCUAAACAAAAACCACCAGAUUCCUGGCCACAGAGUGGGAAAAUCAUGUUAAAGGACAACAUAUCGGCGAGUAUAUCACCAAGGGAGAAGAUUGGAAUCAUUGGAAGAACAGGAGCAGGAAAGAGUUCUCUCACACUUGCAUUAUUCCGAACGGUUGAAAUUGACAGUGGAUGUAUUGAAAUUGAUGACCAGAAUAUCUCUACUCUUACACUUGAGGACUUGAGGUCUCGUCUUACUAUUGUCCCUCAAGAUCCUGUUCUGUUCUCUGGCACACUUCGGUUCAACCUCGAUCCAUUUGAUGCUUACACUGACGAAGAGAUUUGGAAAGCUCUGCGAAACUCUCACCUUGAACCUUUCGUCACAUCUCUUGCUGAUAGACUACAGUACCGUAUUUCUGAAGGAGGCGAGAACCUGAGGUGA